Messenger RNA from Blumeria graminis f. sp. triticale, 3087 nucleotides. The record is from the annotation of a GenBank genome assembly. NCBI's taxonomy places the organism in Eukaryota, Fungi, Ascomycota, Leotiomycetes, Helotiales, Erysiphaceae.
AUGAUUAAACUGAUGCAUAGCGUAAUACGCAGAUGUGCAACGCGGUUGCUGGCCUCUAAUGCAAGUCUUCAAUGUCGAUGUUUCGGUCAGAAAUCCCAAACAGCAUUUAAUGAGCAGUUCCAGCCAGAACUGAAUCUAGUUGAGUUGGAUAACAAGUGGCAACAAAUAUGGCGUGCACGACAACUCAAGAAAAAUACACAAAAUCUCAAAUCAUGUCCCAGUCCGGGUGUGAAGAUAACUCUUCAAAAAAAAUACAUCCUACCCAUGUUUCCUUACCCCUCAGGAGACCUACAUCUCGGUCACUUACGGGUUUAUACCAUCUCGGACGUUUUGGCACGAUUUUAUAGAAUGAAUGGGUAUAAUGUUAUACACCCUAUCGGAUGGGAUGCCUUUGGUCUACCAGCAGAAAAUGCUGCCAUUGAAAGGGGGAUCGACCCGAAGAAUUGGACAAAGCGCAAUAUUGAUAGAAUGCGAGCUCAAAUAAUCGGUAUGAACGGCCAGUGGGAUUGGAAUCGAGAGCUUGCGACUUGUGACCCUAGCUUCUAUAAACAUACUCAGAAGCUCUUUACACUUUUGUUCAAGGCCGGUCUUGCGUACCGCGCGGAAUCUUCAGUCAAUUAUGACCCAGUAGAUCAGACUGUCCUUGCAAAUGAACAAGUGGAUUCUAAUGGGUGCUCAUGGAGAUCGGGAGCGAAGGUUGAAAAACGAAGGCUAAACCAAUGGUUCUUAAAAAUAUCUGAUUAUCGGCAGCAAUUACUAGAUGACCUCGAGCAGCUUAAAAUUGAUAAAUCUUGGCCUGAGAACAUAUUGGCAAUGCAGAAAAACUGGCUGGGGAAGUCCGAAGGUGCUCGGAUCAAAUUUUCUGUCAUUGCCAAUGAUUUGGACGCUGGAACAGAUGUUGAGGUAUUCACUACUCGGCCUGAUACUUUACCCCAAGUUCGAUAUUUAGCUCUAGCAACAACCCACCCCCUUGUACUUCAGCUUGCAGCGGUCGACAGUGAACUUCAGGCUUUCUUAGAUGCUGUUCCAGCUAUGUCAUCUGAUACAAAAGUUGGAUAUAUUUUAUCUGGAGUCAAGGCUUUGAAUCCUCUUGCGCAAGAACAGUCGUUUCUAGAAGCCACAAGGAUCCCUCUUCCUAUUUACGUUGCCCCUUAUGUUCUAGGUGAUUAUGGUGAUGGAGCAAUAAUGGGCGUACCUGGCCACGACAGCCGAGAUCAUGAAUUUUGGAGCACAAACUGCCCUGAAGAUCCAGUUAAUUAUGUUAUUUCGAAAUCAAUCGAUGAAUCUACAAUCGGUUUAUCAUUAAACACUCAUAGCUCCGAUGGUCAUGUCACUGAUCAAAAUAGACCCCACACUAAUCUAACAUUGUCGGAAGCUACUACAAAGGUUUUAGAUAUUCUAAAUGAUAGUGGCAGAGGGUUCAAAGCUGAAACAUGGAAAAUCAGGGACUGGCUAGUAAGUCGGCAAAGAUAUUGGGGAACCCCUAUUCCUAUUGUACACUGCGAUAGUUGUGGAUCGGUCCCAGUACCUGACGACGAACUCCCAGUUAAACUCCCUGAAUCAGCUGGAUAUUGGGAUGGUGUUAAGCCUGGAAAUCCUCUUGAGAAAGCUGAUGAUUGGAUCAACACAAAAUGCCCUAAAUGUGGGAGUAUGGCCAAAAGAGAUACAGAUACAAUGGAUACAUUUGUUGACUCAAGCUGGUAUUUUAUGAGAUACUUAGAUCCUCAUAACAAUGACGAAAUGUUCACACCUGAGUUAGCCAACGAGAAUCUCCCUGUCGAUGUUUAUGUUGGUGGAGUUGAACACGCUAUUUUACAUUUGUUGUACGCAAGGUUCAUUUCAAAAUUUAUUAGCAACACUUAUUUGUGGCCAUCCGGGUCUAAGAGGUCUGGCGAGCCUUUCAGCGUUAUAUUGGCGCAAGGAAUGGUACAUGGAAAAACAUAUGCCGAUCCGAACAAUGGAAAAUUUUUAAAGCCAUUUGAAAUUAAUCUUGAAGAUCCCGAAAAUCCUAUCGUGAUUUCAACUGGCAAAACGGCUAUUUGCAGCUUUCAAAAAAUGUCUAAAUCAAAAUAUAAUGGUGUCGAUCCAAGUAUUUGUCGAGAUAAGUAUGGCGCAGAUGCUAUGCGGGCACACAUAUUAUUUCAGGCCCCGGUGACUGAAGUCCUAGAGUGGGACGAAAAAAAGAUUUCAGGCAUUAAUAGAUGGCUCCGAAGACUAUAUAAUUUUAUCUAUAAAUCUCGUGGAUAUUUAAUAAAGGCUCGCUCUCAUGAAUUUUUAGACGGCAUCUGUCCUCGAGAUAUAUUUGAAGGAAAAAACCAGCAGUCAAAGAAUGUUAAGAUAAAUGAAGGAAGCACAAAUGUAGUAGCUACCGUAGCCAUCGAACUUGAAAAUAUGGGGCAUCAAUCUGAGCAGCUUAGAAAGCUCUGGAGAACAGUACAGUUCACAAUAUCAAAAGUUACGACCUCUCUUAGCAAAACACACUCACUUAACACAGUUAUAUCCGAUUUAAUGGUACUUACAAACACUAUCAUUGAACAACCCGUCGAAAGUAAUAGACCUGGAGAGCCUGAUGGCUUACCAUCAUCUAUUCAUUCAAUUAUUAUAUAUUGGUCGCUUGAAAGUCUUCUUAAAAUGAUGGCACCUAUAACACCUGCAUUUGCUGAAGAAUGUUGGGCUAUGCUCCGGUUAAAAAGUACUGCGUCACAAGCAAUAAAUAAUUUAACAGGUAUUCCUGAUGAAGAUAUCAGCAAAUCAAUAUUCUCCGAGCCAUUUCCCAUAUUAGAUGGCACAAUGCAAAAACUUGGACUUAAUACGCAACCUUGUGCAGUGCAGAUUAAUGGCCGCCUUCGAGCCGUAAUCCAGAUUCCAAUUUGUCCAGAAGGUCUAACUUCGGAUGAAAUGAAAGAAUGGAUUACCAAUAAGAUUCUAGCUGCAGAUGAGAGCCAGAGAAACUCAAAAGAAGCAAGCUCCCACCCUCAUUUUAAGUGCAACAGCAAGGCGAACAAGCUUCCAUUAGAUCUCAACAUUCAACAUGCCAAAAAAGUCUUUGUCGUAAAAAAGGGCAGGAUGAUCAAUUAUGUAAUAUGA